AAACUUCUUCCUUUUCAAGGAGGUCACUUCGCAUGCAGCCUCGUGUCGAGAGAGGAAAGAGAGACAGAGCGGAGGAGGAGACGGAGGAGGAGAAAGAGGGAGACAAAGAACGAGAAGAAGAGAAAGGAGGAGAAAGAGAACGAGGUACCAACAGACGAGUUCGAUUUCCUCUCGUCUUUGCCUCGCUCUCUUCCUCCCAUGCUUUUUUCGCUCUUCGCGCUACGUUUAAGUCAGUCUCUUUUCAAACACAGUGUCUUCUUCGCGCGUCGCCGUCUGCAGUUGCGGACCGACUUUCGUUCAGCAACGUAAAAACCUCUUCUUUUCAAAGCGUUUCCUUCUCUCGUCUUCAACAGCAACUCUCUCCUUCGUCGAAUUGUCCACACUUCCUCCUCUCAGUCGACACAAUCUCUACGCCUCCCUGAGUUGCGGGAUCUCCCUCUGAUCCUUUGCGUCGCGGCGCUGGUCUUGGCCUGUGCCCUCUCUCUUUCGUCUCUUCUUGGAAGUUCUCCCUCUGUUUUCUUCUCUGUUGUGUUUGGGCGGCUUUUCUUCCCCGUUCUUCUCUUCCUGCCCCCUGUCCUCUUCUCUUCUUUCUUCUCCUCUGUUCGUUUCCUUCUCUUCCUUUUCUUCUCUCUUGGUCCCUGCUCUUCGCAUGCUCCUUCUUCUCUCUGAAAAAUGCUUCCGCCUUCGAACUCGGCGUCGGGUGCGCCGCCCCCCGGGUAUGCGGACCGGUCCAUGCACCUCUUGAAUGCGACGGGAGCGCAUAUCUCGGUGAUUUUGGAAACAGUGGAAAAGCAGCUACGCGGUCUGAGCACCGACCUUCUGCCUUCGAAGGAAACGAGGAGUGAGACAACUCGUCGCUCUUCUUCACAGGCGGGCGCGGUCGAGAGUGCAACCGAAGGAGCUUCCGAGGGGCAGGCUUUCGCUGAGAAUCUCGAGUUCGUCAAAAAGUAUCACUCGACCUGCUGCUCUCUCAACCGCUUGUUGCAUGCAGAAGUCGAAAAAAUGGAACGCCUCAGAGAAGCCGUCUGCGGAGACAGCCUCUACAACGCUGCUCUGCAAGUCGAAAACCUCGAGAUGCUAAACGCCGAGAAAGCCAGACUCAAAGAACUCAAAAAACGCCUACAAAACGAGCAACCUCCCAAGACAUAUAAGGACCUACAUAAAUAAAUAUAUAUAUAUAUAUAUACAUAUAUAUACCUAAAUAUAUAUAUAUAUAUAUAUGUAUAUAUUGGCCAGUGUCUUUCGCUCGGGCUUCCCCCGUGCGCGUUUCAGUCUUUCUGGAUACUCGUUUUUUUUUCUGGCAAGAAAAAGUCCUUUCAGGCUUUUCUCAAUCGAGUCACUCCGCCACCGGAUCGACUCUCGUCCCUGCCGACAAACGGUUCCGCUCUUCCUCUCCACCUUUUCUCUGAUGUAAAUACAUCAAUGUAUGCAUACACAUGUACAUAACUUUGUACAUGUCUACGUAUAUAUAUAUAUAUAUAUAUAUAUAUAUAUAUAUGCAUAUGUAUUUGAGUGAACAGGUACAUGCUUGCCUCCAUCUGCAAAGGCCGUCUGCGCAGGUGUGAGUCUGUGUGUGAAAUGCUGACGACUCGCUUUCUUCACAGGCGCCUGCAUGCGCCAGAUAAGACGCUGGAAAUCCGAAGGCGAUCUCGCGCCCCGGCUGUGAAAUUGUCAGCCUCCUCUCCAUUUAUCAAGCCUCGAAAACUCGAAAGCACCCGCAGGUCGACAAGGUAGUUUCUCAAACAGCAUACGCUUACAGUCACAGCGCCGCAGUGCCAACGAUGCGUCUCUGCAUGCGU
Toxoplasma gondii ME49 is the source of this 1799-nucleotide messenger RNA. RefSeq lists its product as hypothetical. Bases 673 to 1167 code for a protein of 164 amino acids. The record is from RefSeq and is a predicted model, not a curated record. The transcript has a single exon. NCBI's taxonomy places the organism in Eukaryota, Apicomplexa, Conoidasida, Eucoccidiorida, Sarcocystidae.